Messenger RNA from Caretta caretta (loggerhead turtle), 2046 nucleotides. Its product is annotated as guanylate-binding protein 1-like. The record is from RefSeq and is a predicted model, not a curated record. Lineage: Eukaryota; Metazoa; Chordata; Testudines; Cheloniidae. Gene Ontology annotation, molecular function: GTP binding; GTPase activity.
GUCUCAUUGUCCUCUGCCCCAUGUCUCAUCCCCUCACGCUGACCUUCCCUGCUCUGUGUCCCGCAGGCCGCCCCCCCCGGCGCGAUGGAGAUCCCCAUGCUGGCCCCCAUCUGCCUGAUCGAGAACAGCCCGGCGGGGGAGCUGCGGGUGCAGCAGGAGGCGCUGCGGGUGCUGGCAGAGAUCUCCCAGCCCGUGGUGGUGGUGGCCAUCGCCGGGCUGUACCGCACCGGCAAGUCCUACCUCAUGAACAAACUGGCUGGCAAGAGAACAGGGUUCUCGCUGGGCUCCACCAUCCAGUCGCACACCAAGGGCAUCUGAAUGUGGUGCCUGCCCCACCCCCGCCGGGCCGGCCACGCCCUGGUGCUGCUGGACACCGAGGGGCUGGGCGACGUGGAGAAGGGCGACACGAAGAACGACACGUGGAUCUUCACGCUGGCCGUGCUGCUCAGCAGCACCCUGGUCUAUAACAGCCUGGGCACCAUCAGCCAGCAGGCCAUGGACCAGCUGCACUACGUGACGGAGCUGACGGAGCGCAUCAAGGUGAAGGUGGCAGGCGAGGGCAGCUGGCAGGAGGGGGAGGAUUCGGCUGAGUUCGUGCGGUUCUUCCCGGCCUUCGUGUGGGCCGUGCGGGAUUUCGUGCUGCAGCUGGAGCUGGACAGGCAGGAGAUCACCGAGGACGAGUACCUGGAGAACGGCCUGAAACUAAAGACAGGCAGCAGCCGGCGAGCCCAGCUCCACAACCUGCCCCGCGAGUGCAUCCGCCAGUUCUUCCCGGCCCGGAAAUGCUUCGUCUUCGUCCAGCCGGCCGGCAGGAGGGACCUGCCCCGGCUGGAGGAGCUGCAGGAGGACGAGCUGGAGCCCGAGUUCCGGGAGCAGGUGGCCCGGUUCUGCCGCCACGUCUGGGAGACGUCGAAGCCCAAGACCAUCCCAGGCGGCCACGUGGUGACCGGGGCCACUGAGUUGCUGGGGACCCUGGCGGUGACCUACGUCGACGCCAUCCGCAGCGGGGCGGUGCCCUGCAUGGAGAGCGCGGUGCUGGCCCUGGCCCAGAUGGAGAACUCGGUGGCGGUGGGGGAGGCCGUGGCUGUCUACGAGGAGCAGCUGGCCCGGCGGGCGGCGCUGCCCACGGAGAGCGUGCAGGAGCUGCUGGAGCUGCACGCCCAGUGCGAGCGGGAGGCGCUGCGGGCGUUCAUGGCGCGCGCCUUCAAGGACGACGACCGCAGCUUCCAAGGGGAGCUCAUGCGCCGUCUGGAGGAGCAGAAGCAGGAGAUCUGCCGGCGCAAUGAGCUGGCGUCGUUGGAUCGCUGCACGGCCACCCUGCUGGAGCUGUCGGACGAGCUGGACGACCAGAUCGGACAGGGGGUCUACCUGGUGCCCGGGGGCUACCAGCGCUUUCUGGACGACCAGUGGCAUGUGGUGGACAGAAACUGGCACGUGCCAGGGAAGGGGAUAAAGGCAGAAGAGGUACUGGACCAGUUCCUGGCCAGUGAGACGGCAGCGACAGACGCCAUCCUCAGAGCAGAUAAAACGUUGACGGAAGCAGAGGAGGAGAAAGCCAGGGAGAAGCAGGAGGGGGAGAGGCUGGAGCAGCAGCGGAAGGCGGCGGAGGAGAAGCGGCUGCAGACGGAGCCGCUGGUGAAGGACCAGGAGCGCAGCCACCAGGAGAACGUGAAGCAGCUGGAGGCCAAGGUGGCGGAGGAGCUGGCCGGUGCCCGGCAGGAGGCGGAGCGGGCGCUGGAGAGCAAGGUGAAGGAGCAGGAGGCCAUGCUGCAGAAGGGCUUCGCGGAGAAUGCCGGGCUGAUGGAGGACGCGAUCUCGGGCCUCAGGGAAGAGAUACGUCCAGCCAACGCCUCCCGUGCCAGUGGCCCCAUUGUUCCCUUCCGUGCCCCUGACCCAUUUCCCCCUGGGCCACCCCCUGGGCCACCCUUCGGCCUCUUCCCUCCCAGCCGUGUCCACAGCCCCUGUCCUCCCAUCUUCAGUACCCACCGUGCCAGACUCUCCAUUCGUGGCAGGGACUGCGACUCUCUUUCACACCCAGCCAGCUGA